This is a messenger RNA of Phalaenopsis equestris, 2262 nucleotides long. Its product is annotated as TSL-kinase interacting protein 1-like. The transcript has 11 exons. The record is from RefSeq and is a predicted model, not a curated record. Gene Ontology annotation, cellular component: nucleus. Bases 492 to 2048 code for a protein of 518 amino acids. Gene Ontology annotation, biological process: pattern specification process. Gene Ontology annotation, molecular function: chromatin binding. NCBI's taxonomy places the organism in Eukaryota, Viridiplantae, Streptophyta, Magnoliopsida, Asparagales, Orchidaceae.
AAAGCCCCCCUUAAAUUUUAGCGCGCCUGAUUGUACAUAUUCGGCUCUUGUACAAAGCCACCGUCGGCAGAUCGACUUCAGAAAUCAGAGUUAGGGCAAUAGUCCGCACGUCCUGCCCCGUUCCCCCUCUCUCUCGCACGCCGUCUCCUCAACUACUCUUUCGGACGGGAGCCCUGUCGCCGAUAUUCCUCUCCACGCCGACGCCGAGUUCGUCUCCCCUUUCCAAGGAUCGGAGUCCGGAGCCGUUGGCCGUUGCAAAUCGCUUUCGCUCGAUCUGCAAGGCGGCACCCCGAAAGGCUAGCUAGGAAGACAGUGGCGAUCCGAUCGGUGUACAAAGAGCUCCGAUGAUGAGGAGAUAAAAAAAGAUGCCACUCAAGCCGCUGUAAGUUUGCAAAGGUUGCCAAUUCAUCACAGUUUUUUUCUUUUGAUUUUUUGGAAGCAAACAAAGGCCUUCUGGACAUUUUAAUAUAUGGUAACAUAUUCAACAUUCUAUGACUAUUGGUUCUCAAUUUGAAGUUUCUAUUUCUCCAGGCACAUAUAGGAUUGAACUUUUGAUUUUCCUUGGAAGAACCUUGCUGCUGCAUCCUCUGCGUGAAGCUGAAUUGUUGAACAUGAAAUCAGGCCGACAGAAUCGAACAAUAAGCGAUCCAUCUGCAAAGGAUAAAUCCAAGAAAUAUGAUAAAACAGCGCUGGAGAUAUCUGUGAAAGGUGAAGGAGCUAGAAGAUCUAGCUGCAGGAAAUCUGGAACCUUAGCUGGGAAGGUUUCUAAACAGAGACGCACUACUACAGAGUCUUCUGUGAUUACAUCUAUUAGCACUCCAAAUUGGCCUCUGGAAGUUUCCACUCCCGUGGGAAUGCAAUCUCUUCAGAGUCCAAAGUUCCAGCUUCAGUUGUUUCCUAUGGAUGAUCCUACUCGCAAGCGGUUAGAGGAGAAUAAUCAUUGCCCUUACUUGGAGCUAACUAUAACAACCAAGAAGAAGAUAGCCUCAGUAAUUAGACAUCUUAAUAUGAAGUGGGGAAAUUCCAGAAGUGCAUUGGAAGAGCUCUUUCUCUUUCCUUAUAAUGCCCGUGUGGAAAGCCUGGAGAGUUAUAGAAGAUGGACUUCAAAGGACUCCAAUAUCACAGCAGCUGAAGUUCAUGCCGCCAUUGGUAAACCAGCCGUUUUUAGAUUAAGGUAUGGAUGGCUAAAUAUUCUUGAGCAAAAAAUCAGCAACUUCUCUCAAACAUCCCCCAAUUUGGCUAAAAUUCAGGAGAAGGGUGUGGAUGAUCUGGAAAAUGUGCCAUGUAAAGUAAGCCAAGAAUGCAAACCUUUGCUAGCGGAAUCACCGCUGAAACAAGAUGCUCUACAAACUGCCCCCAUGAAAACAACUCAAGCAGAGGAUAAUCUGAGGCCUGAGAAUGAUGUGAAACAUCCGUGGGUGGUUGAUUGUGUUUCAAGUAUGAGCUUUGGAGCUCUAUAUUCUAAAUUAGAAACAGCAGAAGGUUCUAAUCUUAGCCGUCAAGCUUCUCAGAAGACCUUUUUGACCAACUCUGAUUCAUUUGAUGCCUCAAUUGCGGCAUAUAUGGCGAGAUAUCAUACAGGAAACCAAUCCACCACAAUAGCCCAACCGUCUAUUCUAGAUGCUGAAGAGACUUGCAAUCCUUUCUCGUUUCAUAAGUCCACUUCUUUGAACAAAAAUUGUCGAGUUCAGUCUCAAGUGCCUCCUGUCUUCUCAGCAAGUGAAGCUUCUCAGAACCAUGCACGACUUAACAUGCUAAUUCCUCCUGUUGAGGAACUCAAUACGACAUUGAAACGUGAAGAUGAUGCACAGCCUAUCCAAGAGGAGAAUAAUCAGCUUAAUUUGGAUCGGCAAGGUGAUAAACAAGAGAAGGAAGAAAAUCAGGUCGAUCCAAAUGCGACAGAUAUUGUAAAUAACCAAUUUGAAGGACUUGAUGCGCACUGGCCACCUUCAGUUAGCUCCUGGCAAUUUCUACCUCCUCAGCAGAUUAUUAGCAGCGACAGCAAUGGCCUCAGUGGGUUUGCCUCCACCAGUCUGGACAUAUUUUAGGAAUAUAUAUAUAUAUAUAUAUAUGUAUCUUUUCUUUUAGCUAGACAUUUUCAACCUAUUAAACAGUCUGGGAGGUACUGAUGGAUGAGUUCCAAAAUGAUAUGUUUUUCCGGAUAAUUACAGACACAGCCCCUGAAAUUUUGCGGCGGCACCCAGGUGAUUUUUUUAACUAUUGAAUUGAUGCAUUUACGUGUGCCACAAUCAAAUCUUUGAG